This is a messenger RNA of Tribolium madens (black flour beetle), 986 nucleotides long. Its product is annotated as 15-hydroxyprostaglandin dehydrogenase [NAD(+)]-like. The coding region runs from base 51 to 974 and encodes 307 amino acids. Gene Ontology annotation, cellular component: cytoplasm. The transcript is spliced from 5 exons. The record is from RefSeq and is a predicted model, not a curated record. Lineage: Eukaryota; Metazoa; Arthropoda; Insecta; Coleoptera; Tenebrionidae. Gene Ontology annotation, molecular function: oxidoreductase activity, acting on the CH-OH group of donors, NAD or NADP as acceptor.
UGUGUCAAAUGCACGGUAAAUGUCAAAUUACAAAUAGUUAAUUGGGAGAAAUGGCUCUGUUUAGGGAAUGUACGAAAAAAAAUUUGUUACCGGGUGUUCUAAUUUGUCGAUAUUUUUGUGACAAAGCAAGAGUUAGAAAAACACUGUCUAAAGACUAUUCACAGCAGGGAAGAACACUGAGUUUGGAUCAAAAUGUUGCGAUAAUAACCGGAGGAGCGGAAGGAAUAGGAUUAGCUAUAGCUAAAGUUUUCUUAAAGUGUGGAUUAUCUGGACUUGCUAUUGCAGAUUGCAGCAAGGAAAAGGGGGAGGAAUCCAUAAAACAACUAGCUUGCGAAUUUGGCGAAAACAAGGUUCUUUUCUUCGAUGGAGACAUGUCACAAUCGAAAGCUUUUGAUCGAGUGUUUAAAGAAACACUGAAACAUUUUGAAAAUGUUAAUAUCGUUGUCAACAAUGCUGGUGUAAUGAACGAUGUCAAUUGGGAGUGCCAAGUCAAUACAAAUAUGUCUAGUACCAUAAUUGGUACUUUACUUGGGAUGCAGUACAUGUCGAAGACUUCUCUUGGUCAAGGUGGGACUAUUAUUAACGUGGCAUCCAUCAUGGGUCUCAUUCCGUCUUCUGGGUACCCCAUUCAUACAUUGACACAAUUUGGAAUUGUUGGAUUUUCGCGAGCUAUUGGAAAUCUCAAUCACUAUGAUCGUACUGGUGUUAGAGUUACUGCUCUUUGUCCUGGUUUGACAAACACAAAAUUGUUGAAACAAGCUCCUUAUCAUGCCAUUAAUGAUAAAUUUCGAAAGGAAUUCAAGGAGGAAUCUGGUGGAUGUGUUUUUCAAAAGCCGGAGAGUGUGGCGUUGGCAGCUUUGGACGUUCUGCAAGAUGCCCUUCCGGGAUCGGUUUGGGUGGUGGAGAAUAAUAGUAAACCGUAUGAAAUUAGAUUUCCGGAAGUUGCUGAUUUGAGAUUUAAAAAUAAAUGCUAAAUUGAUGUUUAA